Candidula unifasciata is the source of this 1581-nucleotide messenger RNA. NCBI's taxonomy places the organism in Eukaryota, Metazoa, Mollusca, Gastropoda, Stylommatophora, Geomitridae. The record is from the annotation of a GenBank genome assembly.
GGAUGGGCCUGGUGUGAGGUGUUAGACAUGAACACAUUCUACUACUAUCACAUUCCUGCCAGUGAGCGCAGGCGGAUCGAGAGCUUGGAAACAUUUGAUGAAUACGAGGAACUCAACCUGAAAUAUUCCCACUAUUUCAUUCUGACAGCUUCUACUGUCUCUCUCAACCGUAGCCUCAUUGGUGAGGGCGUCUUUCCACCAGCAGUGAACUGUUAUCCGCCAAUAUCCAACAUCGUGUCAAUAAACCGGCUGGCGGAAAAUGCCCAGUCUGUGCGCAGGUUUGGUCAUGCCUCCAGUUUGGUACAAGGUCGGUAUGCAGUCAGUACCGGAGGCUUCGGAGAGAUUGAUGGACGACAUCAGAGGCUGACCGAGAUUACUGUCACUGACAUGCAGACAUUUCAGUCAUCUCAUAUCUUGUGCUGUCCGACAGACCUUCAGUGUUCUCGCAUGCACCACGCCUCAGUUUCACUCUCAGAUGGUGCCACAUUCCUGAUUGGUGGUCGACAGUCGCCAUACUUUAUGUGUAACCAGAUGUUGAAAAUUUGUCUCAACGUAGUGCCAGAGCAAGGUGACCUGACACAGAAGUUUGAAGAUAAACAUUGUUCGGACCACUCAGCAGACGACAACAAACAGAACCUACCACCAGGUGUUGCCAGCAAUGUCAGAGCAACUGGCCAGUCCACUGGAGGUUCACAUCAAUCCAGUACCUUGACAGAAUCAUCUGUGUCUUCACAAUCAACGACAGAUUUGACGAGAGAACUUGGAGACACACACCUUGAAAAGCCUGGCUGUGAUUCCAGAACUUGUGAUCAUGUUCAGAGUUCAUUUCCUUGUGAUUCUAACCUUGACCCUGAGUCUGCACAUCAGGAAAAUGGUUCAGAUAGUGACUUCUCUUGUUCAUUUCAUAUGGGAUGUGUGCAUAUUUCUGUUGUCAAUCAGAAGGGAGGUGUGCCAAGGGAAAGAUGGAGACAUGCAGCAACUGAUGUAGUAAUUAAUGGUCAAGAGAAGAUCUUCUUGCAUGGUGGCAAAACGAAAACUGGUGAAGUUCUUGGCGACAGUUAUCUCUUCGACCCUUUCAGCCAUGUUUGGGAGCAGCUGUCAUGUGUCGGUGACGUGCCAGGUGCCCUGCAUUCCCACUGUGUCAGUCACUGGAAUGGCCAGGUUGUCUUAACAGGAGGUCUCAAUGUUGCCAGUUUGCCAUCAGAAGAUGUGUUUUUGCUGAACUUGACCACAAAAAUCUGGGAGAAGCUGCCAAUCACUGGCAACUUCUAUGCAAGGUACUCACACACCAGCCAUCUGGUUCAUGAGGACAUUCUUCUGCUGGUUGGGGGUGUGAACCUGCACCAUCCACCUCCUGGUGUGGCUGUCAUCAAUCUGAGGACAAGAAAGGCUCUGGAGUUUGCCCUGCCUGAACAAGACAAGAGUAGCCUCCUCAUGUUCCAUCGGCAUACGUCGGUCAAGCUGGACGAGGACAAGAUUGUUGUGCUUGGAGGCGGUGGCAACUGUUUCUCGUUUGGGACCCACUUAAACCGAACACCUGUGGUUCUUGGCGUGGGAUCUUGUAUCGAUUCGGUUCGGUGA